Molecule: messenger RNA, 1602 nt
Organism: Bubalus bubalis (water buffalo)
Lineage: Eukaryota; Metazoa; Chordata; Mammalia; Artiodactyla; Bovidae
Gene: PDCD1LG2
Product: programmed cell death 1 ligand 2
Exons: 7
Coding region: 416-1270 (284 amino acids)
Biological process (GO): negative regulation of T cell proliferation; immune response; cell surface receptor signaling pathway
Cellular component (GO): external side of plasma membrane
Source: RefSeq, a predicted model, not a curated record
UAGCUAGAAUGUGCAACGCUGAAAGUGAAAUAAAAACUUCCCAGUGGGCUGGGCUGUAAUCAGUUCCUUAGAGUCAGUUUUGGUUUGAAUUGUCCUCAUGUUAAGAGAAAGCCUGAGCUGGAUGGGGAUGAUAUCUUUUCUCCUCUUGCUUAAUGUACCUUAUCUCCAUAUUUUUCUGUCAGCCGUCAUCGUAUGUCCCUCUGCCAGCUAGAAAGAACCCAGUGGUCUCGGCAGCAACCUAGGUUUUAUUUUCAUUUUGGCUGUUUGUUUUGUUGGCUUCUGUGAGGACUGACAAAGAGCUACUGUUUGUUGUUUUAUUUUCUUUUGAGUCUUUGCCUGAGGAGCCUCACCAAGGCCUGAUGGGAGCAUCAAGUGGGCUGUGAUUGUCUCGUUUUGUGAGUUGGUGUUGCGGACCAUGAUGAGGCUGCCACAGUUGGAUCCGGUACAGAGCAUGUUCCUCCUACUAAUUUUGAGCCUGGGACUGCAGCUUCAACAGACAGUAGCUUUGUUCACAGUGACCGUCCCAAAGGAAAUGUACAUGGUAGACUACGGCAGCAAUGUGACCUUGGAGUGCGAUUUUGACACUGGAGGUCAUGUGGAACUCGGAAUUUUAAAAGCCAGUUUGCAAAAAGUGGAAAAUGAUACAGUCUUGCCCAGUGAAAGAGCCACUUUGCUGGAGGAGCAGCUGCCCCUGGGGAAGGCCUUGUUCCUCAUCCCCCGAAUCCAGCUGAAGGAUGCAGGGCAGUACCGCUGCCUGAUCAUCUAUGGGAUUGCCUGGGACUACAAGUACCUGACGCUGAAAGUCAAAGCUUCCUACAAGAAAAUAAACACUCGCUACCUCAAGGUCCCAGGGACAGAUGAGGUAGAGCUCACCUGCCAAGCUGAAGGCUAUCCCCUGGCAGAAGUGUCUUGGCCAAACAUCAGUAUUCCUACCAACACCAGCCACACCAAGACCUCUGAAGGCCUCUACCAUGUUACCAGUGUUCUGCGCCUAAAGCCACACCCCGGCAGGAAUUUCAGCUGUGUGUUCUGGAAUGCCAAUGUAAAGGAACUCACUUCAGCCACCAUUGUCCAAGGUCCUAUGGAAGACCCCAAGAUCCCUCCAUCUUCACUGCUUCAUGUUUUCAUUCUCUCCCUCAUCGUUGCUCUCAUGUUCAUAGCCACAAUGGUAGCCCUAAGAAAACGACUCUGCCAGAAGUUGUAUUCUGGAGAAGAUUCAACAAAAAGAUCUGCCACCAUGGUAAGGAGAGAAGUGGACAGAGCUAUUUGAACCUGUGGUCUCAGGAGCUGGGGUGACCUGAUAGGACAUCCUCAAGAAACUUCUAGACUCUAAACAAGAAUCCCCUGGCCUGCAGAGCUUGUUGUUUGUACUUUUCAAUUGUCUUUGUAUAAACCAGCACUUUAUUCUGGAGACUACAGCACGACGAGGCAGCACCCAUCACCGUGUAACGGAAAGUCAGGCGACUGCCCCUCCACUCAUCUGGGCUUUCUCCCCCACAGCCCGUGGCUCCACGCAAACACUACUGCACUUUAGAAAACAACCACAGUGGAUCCUGGACCCCACUGAGGGUCCUCUGGCUCUUUUUUCUUCCAGACUGGAAA